Molecule: messenger RNA, 1686 nt
Organism: Aspergillus ibericus CBS 121593
Lineage: Eukaryota; Fungi; Ascomycota; Eurotiomycetes; Eurotiales; Aspergillaceae
Product: putative aromatic-L-amino-acid decarboxylase
Exons: 3
Coding region: 1-1542 (513 amino acids)
Biological process (GO): amino acid metabolic process
Molecular function (GO): carboxy-lyase activity; pyridoxal phosphate binding
Source: RefSeq, a predicted model, not a curated record
AUGGACCGCGAACAAUUCCGCGCCGCGGCCUACUCGGCCAUCGACGACAUCAUAACCUACAACGACACCCUCCCCUCGCAACGCGUCCUCCCCACCGUCGAACCCGGCUACCUCCGCCCUCUCAUCCCCUCCUCCCCGCCCGAAGACCCCGAACCCUGGUCCACCAUCCAAUCCGACAUCGAAACCAAAAUCAAACCGGGCAUCACGCACUGGCAACACCCGAACUUCAUGGCCUUCUUUCCGGCGGGGGUCACCUACCCCAGCAUCCUGGGCGAAAUGUACUCCGCAGCCUUCACGGCCCCCGCAUUCAACUGGCUCUGUUCGCCGGCCUGCACAGAACUCGAAACCAUCGUGAUGGACUGGCUCGCGCAGGCACUCGCCCUACCGGAAUGUUUCCUCAGCACGUCGACGAAUCGCGGCGGGGGGGUCAUUCAAGUAACGGCGAGUGAUACGGUCGCGACGAUGAUGAUCGCGGCGCGGGAGAGACGGGUGACGGAGAUGGUGCUGGCCGAGGGGUUUAAGGCUGAUACAGUGGAGUAUGAGGAUCGGAUGAUGGAUUUGAGACCGAGGUUGGUGGCGCUGGCGAGUAACCAGGCGCAUAGUAGUACGGCGAAGGGGGCGUUGUUGGCGGGGACGAGGUUCCGGAGUGUGCAGGCCAGGUUGGAGGAUAAUUUGGAGAUGACGGGGGAGAGGUUACGCGAGGUGUUGGAGCAGGCGGAUCGGGAUGGGCUGAUGCCGUAUUUUAUUACCCUGGGCAUGGGGACCACGAAUUCGUGUGCCUUGGAUCGGUUCAUGGAGUGUAAGGCGGUGUUGCAGGAGAAGGAACAUUGGAGGAGGAUUUGGGUCCAUAUUGAUGCGGCGUAUGCCGGGGCCGCGUUGGUGGCGGAUGAGUGGCAGUAUAUUGCGAAGGAGUUUGCUGAGGGCGUUGACAGUUUUAAUGUCAAUAUGCAUAAGUGGUUGUUGGUGAAUUUUGAUGCCAGCUGCCUCUUCAUCCGCAACCGCGAAGACCUCACCAACGCCCUGGACAUCACCCCCGCCUACCUCCGCAACCACUACUCCGACUCCGGCCAAGUAACCGACUACCGCAACUGGUCCAUGUCACUGGGGCGUCGAUUCCGCGCGCUGAAAAUCUGGUUCGUCAUGCGCAGCUACGGCCUCAGCGGGAUGAAAGCCUACAUCCGGAAGACAAUCAACCUCGGCGAGACCUUCGCAUCUCUCGUCCGCAGUCGGCCCGACUUAUUUGAAAUCAUCACGAAGCCUGCGUUCGCGCUGACGGUGUUGCGAGUCAAAAGCCCCAAGGCAACUGCUGUGACGAAUGGGACAGAGGGCGUGGCGCAGCCGGAUGAGGCGUCGAAUGAGCUGACCAAGGAGGUGUAUGAGUUGAUUAAUUCCAGGGGAGAGAUCUUUAUUACUUCUACCGUGGUGGUGGGGGUUUAUGCUAUUCGGGUGGUUAGUGCGAAUCCGGCGGCCGAGGAGAAGUAUAUUCGGAGGGCGUUUGAGAUUUUGGUGGAGACGGCGGAGGAGGUUAUUCGGAGGGGGUAGUAUCAUUUAGACGGAUGUCGUAGAUAUUAUGGAUUGUAGAGAUGAUGAUGAUGUGAUGGUUAUGGAUGAUUGGUGGAUAUUAGAGGACGGGAAUAUGGGAUGUACAUAGUUCUCACAUCACUGCGAUAGAAAUGAGAAUAGCAG